GUGGACAGCGCUGUGCUGGUGUCGCGGUGCGCGCAGCCUCUUCGGCAGGCUCCACAGUGCCCCUUUCUUCUCGAGUUAAAAACCGCAUCACACAUUUAAACUGCGGUUUCUUUGCUGUUAAAAACAGAGAACUAAACUGUAAUAGCAGAAAGCGGAGACUACAAUUUCACGCACGACGCCAGCGGAAGGACGGACGCACGGACGGACGGUGGACGGAAACAGAGACAAACCGUGACCGCUGAGAGGUGCAUUCCCUUAGUAGUGUAAUCUGCUCUGAAGUAGUGGACAUACUGUGAGAGGCCGUCCCCAGCCCCAGGCAAAAACGUGUAUAUAUAUAUAACCACAGGUACCAGGAGUGUGGUCAUGGGGCCUAGGCAGGCCUCAGUUCUAGUUCAGCCUGUGCUGGCUGUAUUGGUGCUCAUUAUGAGUGUGUGCUGUCUAAACCCGGAUGACCCAAACGUCUGCAGUCACUGGGAGAGCUAUGCAGUGACAGUUCAGGAGUCAUACGCACAUCCUUUUGACCAGAUCUACUACACCAGAUGCACGGACAUACUCAACUGGUUCAAGUGCACCAGACACAGGAUCAGCUACAAAACAGCAUACCGGAGAGGGGUACGGACCAUGUACCGUCGCCGCUCCCAGUGCUGCCCGGGCUACUUUGAGAGUGGUGACUUGUGUGUCCCUCUGUGUACAGAAGAGUGCGCCCAUGGCCGCUGUGUGUCCCCUGAUACGUGUCAGUGUGAGCCAGGCUGGGGAGGACUAGACUGCUCCAGUGGCUGUGAGAGUGGCUACUGGGGACCUCACUGCAGUAACCGUUGCCAGUGUCAGAACGGAGCCCUGUGUAACCCCAUCACUGGGGCCUGUGUCUGCACAGACGGCUACCAGGGCUGGCGAUGUGAGGACCCCUGUGAGCCUGGCUACUACGGCAAGGGUUGCCAGCUGCAGUGCCAAUGUCUUAACGGUGCCACCUGUCACCACGAGACAGGAGAAUGCAUCUGUGCCCCUGGGUAUAUGGGUGCUGUCUGCGGUGUGCGCUGUCCAUCCGGCAGCCAUGGGACCCAGUGUGAGCAGCGCUGCCCCUGCCAGAAUGGUGGAACCUGCCACCACAUCACUGGAGAGUGCUCAUGUCCGGCUGGCUGGACUGGGUCUGUGUGUGCCCAGCCCUGCCCAUUAGGCAAAUUUGGCAUCAACUGCAGCAAGGACUGCUCAUGCCGUAAUGGGGGACUGUGUGACCACAUCACUGGACAGUGCCAAUGUAUGGCAGGCUACACUGGCCGCAGGUGCCAAGAGGAGUGCCCUGUCGGUACAUAUGGCCAGCAGUGUGCGCUCCAUUGCGACUGUCAGAAUGGGGCCAAGUGUUACCACAUCAACGGUGCCUGUCUGUGUGACACAGGCUUUAAAGGACCUCACUGCCAGGAGAGAUUCUGCCCCCCAGGGUUGUACGGACUUAUAUGUGACAAAUACUGCCCCUGUAAUACUACAAAUACUUUGAGCUGUCAUCCUCUAUCAGGGGAAUGCUCUUGUACAGCAGGGUGGACUGGUCUGUACUGCAAUGAGAUGUGUCCUCCGGGCUACUACGGUGAGGGCUGCAGCCUAAAGUGCCAAUGUGCUAAUGGGGCAGACUGUCAUGGGGUCACUGGAGCCUGCAUCUGUGCUCCUGGCUUCACUGGAAAUGACUGCUCCCAGACAUGUCCUUCUGGAUUUUAUGGAACUAACUGCUCAUCUGCCUGUCACUGCCAUAAUCAAGCCUCCUGUUCUCCCAUUGACGGCUCCUGCAUUUGCAAAGAGGGCUGGCAGGGUGUGGACUGUUCAAUCUUGUGCUCCAGUGGAACAUGGGGUCUUGGCUGUAACCAAACCUGUAUGUGUGUAAACGGGGCUGCCUGUGACCCCAUUGAUGGCUCUUGCUCCUGCACACCAGGCUGGAGGGGAAAACACUGCCAACUGGCUUGCCCUGAUGGCACCUACGGGCUGGAGUGUCGGGAGCACUGUGACUGUAAUCAUGCCAACGGAUGUGAUCCCAUCAGUGGCUACUGCCUCUGUUUGGCAGGAUGGACGGGUAUCCACUGUGACAGUGUUUGCCCUCAGGGCUUCUGGGGGCCAAACUGCUCCAUGACCUGCUCAUGCCAGAAUGGAGGCUCAUGCUCCCCUGAGGAUGGCACCUGUGUGUGCGCACCAGGCUACCGUGGCACAUCCUGCAAAAGAUUCUGUUCUCCUGGGUUCUAUGGGCAUCGCUGCAGUCAGACAUGCCCCCAGUGUGUGCACAGCACUGGCCCGUGCCAUCAUGUUACAGGCCAGUGUGAAUGCCUGUCUGGAUUUUUUGGCCCACUGUGCAGUGAAGUGUGUCCCAGUGGCAGGUAUGGGAAAGCUUGUGCUGAAGUGUGUCUCUGCAUGAACAACGGCACGUGCAACCCUAUUGACGGCUCCUGCCAGUGCCUCCCCGGCUGGAUUGGAGAUGACUGCUCACAGGCAUGUCCUAUAGGGCAGUGGGGUCCUGACUGCCUCAACUCAUGCAACUGUCACAACGGAGCCCAGUGUAGUGCCUAUGAUGGGGAGUGCAGGUGCAGCCCUGGCUGGACGGGCCUUUACUGCACACAGCGAUGUCCAUCAGGCUUCUAUGGGCGUGACUGUGCUGAGGUGUGCCGCUGUCAGAAUGGAGCAGACUGUGAGCACAUCACGGGCCAGUGUACCUGUCGCACAGGCUUCAUUGGUAGCAGCUGCGAGCAAAAGUGUCCUCCUGGGACUUUUGGCUAUGGCUGUCAGCAGCUGUGUGAGUGCUUGAACAAUGCCACCUGUGACUACGUGACUGGAACCUGUUACUGCAGUCCUGGAUACAAAGGAAUUCGCUGUGACCAGGCGGCCUUGAUGAUGGAGGAGCUGAAUCCCUACACUAAGAUCAGUCCAGCCCUGAGCUCCGAGCGCCAGUCAGCUGGUGCCGUCAUGGGCAUCAUCUUCCUACUCCUCAUCAUCAUGGCCAUGCUUAGCCUGUUUGUGUGGUACAGACAGAGGCAGAGGGAGAAGGGUCAGGACAUGCCGAGUGUGUCCUACACACCAGCCCUGCACAUCACCAACACUGACUACUCACUCUCUGACACAUCUCAGAGUAACAGUGGCCAGUGUUUCUCCAACCCCAGCUACCACACUGUGGCCCAGUGCAACAUUCCCUCCUCCAACACUAACAAUCUGGAUGGCACUCUAACUCUGAAGAAGGGGGAUAGGAGCAACUCAGAAUGGAGAGCGUAUUGCAAUCUGAAUGACCUUGGUGUGACACGAGAGGAUACACUGACACUGCAAGACAACAAGACCACUCAAGUUGCUAAAGACUACAUCAAGCCAUCCAUGUGCAGCUCCAGCUCGUGCUCUUUGAACAGUGAGAAUCCAUAUGCCACUAUCCGGGACCCACCAGGUCUGACCUGCAAGCACACAGAGAGCAGCUAUGUGGAAAUGAAGUCUCCUGCACACAGGGACCUGGCCUUCUGCACCAGCACUAACACUACCACCCGUACCUCUGCAACCAGGAACAUCUAUGACAUGGAACCCACAGUGAGUGUCCUACAGGGACCCAAUGGCCUGGCGACUGGUUUCUCUCAGAACCCUUAUGACCUUCCUCGGAACAGCCACAUCCCCAGCCACUACGACAUCCUGCCCAUGCGCCACAGCCCCACACACACCCCACCACCCCCUGAGAGCCCCCCCAGCUCCCUGCUGUAAAGCCCAGCCCUGAGUCUACCUCUACACUACAGCAAGCACCACCUGCUUCUGCAGGACCUCCUCCUGUCUAUGUUUUUAUCUUAUCACAUCUUUCCAUCCCUUUCCCACAUACACACACAGAUGUAUAAGAAGAUAAAUAGAGUUUUGCUGGAUUGGUAUUAGUCUGUGUGUGUGUGUGGGACAACAGAUGGAUAAGAAAGGAUUGUACAGAGAACUGUAAAGAUAUUAGCAACUACUCACUUCUCUUCAUUCGGUUCCCUUGAAGCUAAAAGGAUUUCAUUAAGAAGGCCGGACUGGGGACUGAGAAGAAAAACAAAACAAAACCUGUAUUCUGUAUCUAAUUGUGUAUAUGGCAGCAGACUACCAGACUAUCACGGCACUCUUGUGUUGAAGAGUUUCCAUACAAAUGAGCUGUCUUCAGUUGUAGGUAGAGGAACGUAGUCUCAGUGAUUCGAUGGUCAGUAGCUUAAGCAGGUGAGAAGUUGACCCAAUCACCUGUCCCCUAAAGCAGUCAGGGACUGACCCUGGCCAUCUAAUCAGAGCCAAUGGAUACUGUCACCUACAGGUGAAGUAUCACUGCUAACCUUGGCUAUUUAAGAGAACUGAAAAGACCUUAGUGAGUAAGCAUGGCUUAAUAGUAAGUAAAUGGUUAAAUAGUAAAACCAUUUAGUUUUUACUGUAUAAAGACAAUUACCAAAAUGAGUUUUUGAGAACCAUACUUUUUUCUUCAUGACCAUAUGAGUAUAAUUCUUUAAACAUUACAUAAAGUAUUUUAAAAUCUGCUGAGGUGGUGCACAGCUCUUUAUAAAAGAUUUAUGAGACAAAGAGCAGCUUGAUAUAAACUGUACACUGUCCUUAAAUCCACUAGUCUAUAUUAAACUGCUGUUUCAUCCAGAAACAUUUAUGGAUGGCUAUAUAUCAAGUUUGCAGGUGUGAUGUCAUGUGAAUGUGUAUUCAAGACAGUAUACUAUAAUGUUACUAUUCUUUGGUUGUUUUUUUUUUUGUUUGUUUUUUAGUAAAUAUAUACUGUUAUUUCUGUUUAUAUUCUUAAAAUCCCAGUGGCUGGAUCUUAAGAGAGCUUUUUUGUGGGGGUUUUUGUAAUUUAUUUGAGGAAAUAGCAGUUUUGUUUCCCAUAAAGGUGUAAAGUUUAAAUAGAAAACAAUUUAGCAUGAGCAAAUUAUAUCAAAUGAUGCCUAAUUAAUUUCUUGUGACUGUACCACUCAUGCACAUUAGCAAUACACAAUGUAAGUUAUCUUUUGUGUCCAAGUAGAUGCAUUACAGUGGGCAGUGAUCACCUACAUACUGUUUGGAGACAUUUCCUGAAUCUUGUUUCAUAUGAAGUUCAAUUUGGUAAUUCUGCUUGCUUUUGUUUUGUUUUGUGCAGUGUUCUAAAUGUGGCUAAAUUCCCUUCACUAAAGCAAUAACCUGCAGACAAUCACACACAGGGACAAAAGUGCAGUUUAUCCACCAAUACGCAGCAAGUUGGUGUGCUUUAAGCCUGUUUGUGAAACAAAACUGGUUUGAUCUUUGUGUCAUUUCAUUCAAAAUAAAGCUUACAGAGAAUAGGUUUAAUUUAA
Molecule: messenger RNA, 5285 nt
Organism: Ictalurus punctatus (channel catfish)
Lineage: Eukaryota; Metazoa; Chordata; Actinopteri; Siluriformes; Ictaluridae
Gene: megf11
Product: multiple EGF-like-domains 11
Exons: 26
Coding region: 364-3708 (1114 amino acids)
Cellular component (GO): membrane
Molecular function (GO): protein binding
Source: RefSeq, a predicted model, not a curated record